AUGCACCCCACACUUUACUUCGGUACGGCAGCGGUCAAGAGUGGCGUUGGCAAGGCGAUCGGCAUGACCUUUUGCCUGCCUGUCAAUGUGACGGAGCUUGGCGUGCUGGAACCUCGCCAGCUCUACCUUGACCGCUAUCUGCAGUUGCCGGAGCCUCUUGUUACGCGUGGUAAAGAUGCCAAGAACCCGCUGUAUGUCAAUGGUGCUGCCACCCUAAAUCCGCAGGCGCGUGAUACCGUGGUCGGAGGCAGUGUCGAGCAGCAGCGCGUUGUAUUCGGCCGUGUUCAUAGUCUCGCUUCUGCUCGGCUUGUAGUAGAAGCACUUAAUCAAUACGGGGACGCUGGGAUUGAAUAA
Messenger RNA from Peronospora matthiolae, 354 nucleotides. NCBI's taxonomy places the organism in Eukaryota, Oomycota, Peronosporomycetes, Peronosporales, Peronosporaceae. The record is from the annotation of a GenBank genome assembly.